Messenger RNA from Symbiodinium pilosum, 945 nucleotides. The record is from the annotation of a GenBank genome assembly. NCBI's taxonomy places the organism in Eukaryota, Dinophyceae, Suessiales, Symbiodiniaceae.
AUGCAGCGCUUGUGCGGAGUGGUAGCUGCAUUUGUCGCCAAAUCCAAGCACCCCAUCUAUGACCGAAAGGCCAAGUGUGGGGUUUGGCGGACGAUCCUCUCCCGCGUGAACCCUGCUGGGGACAUGCUCUUGAUGGUGCAGACGACCACGGUCAAGGAGGAGGAUCGACCUGCCUUUACCGAGCCCUUGGUGGCGGAGCUCGCAGCCAGCGGCCUAAACAUCACCUCAAUUUUCCAGAUCUUCAAUGACGAGGUCACAGACGCGGCGAGGCCCAAUGCUGUGGUCACCCAUCUGCACGGCAAGCCCAGGCUUGAGAUGCCCAUGUUGGACCUCAAGCUUGAGAUCGGCCCACUGCUCCUCAGCUGCGCCAAAUGGUACCUCAAGCUCAGGAAGACAGAUGUCACUUCCCAGCACGUAGUGAUUGGUGUGGACAUCGUUGAAGAGAACAUCGAGGAUGCGCGCCGAAAUGCGCAGCAGAACUCGAUCUCCAAUACAGAGUUCAUUGCGGGAAAGGCAGAAGAAGUUGUGCCCAAGAUCCUUGGUGACAUGGAUACGUCGCUGGAGGUUGUCGCUGUGGUGGACCCAUCCAGGGCAGGCUUGCACCCACGGCUGGUGGAGAUUCUGCGAGGGCGGACGCAAGUCUUGCGCAUCGUGUACAUCAGCUGCAAUGUGGAGAGCAUGGCUGAGGAUGUGGCAAAGUUGGGCUCCUCGACAGAGGAAGAGGCUGACGACUUCGUGCCAGUUCGGACAGUGGCUGUAGACUCCUUCCCGCAGACAGUCCAUGUCGAGGCAAUCCAGCUUCUGGAGCGGGCCUCCAUCGUGGAGGAUCCUCGGAAGAGGCGGGCAGCCAAGAAGACCGCUGCUGUGGGGGAUGAGGUGGAGGAUGCGGUUGAGCCAGAGGCUGCAGACCAAGCGCCUGAGAAAACAGAAGAGACCGAGGAAUAG